Mirounga angustirostris (Northern elephant seal) is the source of this 1995-nucleotide messenger RNA. RefSeq names its product melanoma-associated antigen B4-like. Gene Ontology annotation, cellular component: nucleus. The record is from RefSeq and is a predicted model, not a curated record. Gene Ontology annotation, biological process: negative regulation of transcription by RNA polymerase II. Lineage: Eukaryota; Metazoa; Chordata; Mammalia; Carnivora; Phocidae.
AUGCCACUAGGCCUGAGAUUGCCGUAUUGCUGGCAUUGCUGGGAGCCUCAGAGAUCCCUACUCACCAUUAUUACUUCUGCAGCUGUUUCAUGCAUGAGGUCUGAACGAGGUGUCAAGAGCCACGGAGAAAGUGCAAGUUGCUCUGAAGCCCCAACCUCUGCUGAGAGCUCACUGGAACAUUCCCUAUAGGACAUGAGCAUGUGGGCACACUUCCUGCUGGAGAAGCAUGCAGUGAGGGCGCCCAUUAUGCAGGCCGCACUGCUGACAGUCGUCAACAAAAGGCACAGGGAGCACUUCCCCGAGAUCCUCAGGAGAGCCUCCGAGCGCGUGGAGCUGGUCUUUGGCCUAGAAUUAAAGGAAGUCAAGCCAGGCAGUCACUCCUAUGCCCUCGUCAGCAGCCUAGACCUCACCAGUGACGGCAGUGUGAGCAGCAUCUCGGGCUUUCCUAAGAAUGGGCUUCUCAUGCCUCUUCUGAGUGUGAUCUUCUUGAAUGGCAACCGCGCCUCUGAGGAAGAUAUCUGGGGAUUCCUGAAUAUUUUGGGCAUCUACGAUGGAAGGAGGCAUUUAGUCUUUGGGGAGCCCAGGAAGCUCAUCACCCAAGAUUUGGUGCAGGAAAAGUACCUGGAGUACCGCCAGGUGGCCAACAGUGAUCCUCCACGCUACGAGUUCCUGUGGGGCCCGAGGGCCCAUGCUGAGACCAGCAAGAUGAGAGUCCUAGAGUUUUUGCUAAUCAUGGCCUUCCCAUUCCAUUAUGAAGAGGCUCUGCGAGAUGAGGAAGAGCGAGCCCGAGCCUGAGCCGCAGCCGGGGCUGCCUCUACUACCAAGGCCCGGGCACAUACCCAGGCCGCCCACCCCGCCCAGCCGUUCCUCUCGUCCCUAGACCGGGCUAAGGCAGAUUCUUCGCUUUGUGGUACCAGCAUCUUCCACCCUCCUGUCCACUCUUGGGCCCGUUGCUCUGACCCAGUCAUGCCUCGGGGCCAGAAGAGUAAGCUCCGUGCCCGUGAGAAACGCCGCCAGGCCCGAGGUGAGCCCCAGGGCCUUGGGGGUACUCAGGCCACUGCAGCAAAGGUUGAAGAGUCCCCCAAAUCUCCUGUUUCUGGGGAUACUCCCCCAAGUUCCCCUGCUGCUGGCACUUCCAAGGAGCCUCAGGGAUCCCCAGCCACUAGCUCUCCUGCUGCAGGUGUUUCACGCCAGAGAUCUAAUGUAGGUGCCAAGAGCCAAGUUGAGAAAAAUAAAAAUUCCUCUCAGGCCUCAACUUCCCCUGAGAGUGCUCGCACAGAUCUUCUAACCAGGAAGGUGGGGAUGCUGAUGCAGUUCCUGCUAGAAAAGCAUACAAUGAGGGAACCCAUUAAAAAGGCAGACAUGUUGAAGAUGGUCAACAAAAGGCACAGGGAGCACUUCCCCGAGAUCCUCAGGAGAGCCUCCGAGCACAUGGAGCUGGUCUUUGGCCUAGAAUUAAAGGAAGUCAAGCCAGGCGGUCACUCCUAUGCCCUCGUCAGCAGCCUAGACCUCACCAGUGACGGCAGUGUGAGCAGCAUCUCGGGCUUUCCUAAGAAUGGGCUUCUCAUGCCUCUUCUGAGUGUGAUCUUCUUGAAUGGCAACCGCGCCUCUGAGGAAGAUAUCUGGGGAUUCCUGAAUAUUUUGGGCAUCUACGAUGGAAGGAGGCAUUUAGUCUUUGGGGAGCCCAGGAAGCUCAUCACCCAAGAUUUGGUGCAGGAAAAGUACCUGGAGUACCGCCAGGUGGCCAACAGUGAUCCUCCACGCUACGAGUUCCUGUGGGGCCCGAGGGCCCAUGCUGAGACCAGCAAGAUGAAAGUCCUAGAGUUUUUGGCCAAGGUUCAUGAUACCGUCCCCAGUGCCUUCCCAUUCCAUUAUGAAGAGGCUCUGCGAGAUGAGGAAGAGCGAGCCCGAGCCCAAGCCGCAGCCCAGGCUGCCUCUGUUACCAAGGCCGGUGCACGUUCCCGGGCCAAGUCCAGCCGCUCCUCUCGUCCCUAG